CAGCAGCAGCUAUUGACAACAUGAACGAGUCUGAGCUCUUUGGCAGGACCAUUCGGGUGAACUUGGCCAAACCGAUGCGAAUUAAAGAAGGAUCAUCCAGGCCUGUCUGGUCGGAUGAUGAGUGGCUGAAGAAGUUUUCAGGGAAGACUCUGGAGGAGAACACAGAGGAGACAGGAGCAGAGGCCCCCAAAACAGAGGCGCAGGAGGGUGAGCCUCCUGCCAAGAAAGCCCGGGCCAACCCUCAGGUUUACAUGGACAUCAAGAUUGGGAACAAACCCGCGGGGCGGCUGCAGAUCCUGCUGCGCUCGGACGUGGUGCCCAUGACUGUGGAGAAUUUCCGCUGCCUCUGCACCCACGAGAAGGGUUUUGGCUUCAAAGGGAGCAGCUUCCACCGCAUCAUCCCCCAGUUCAUGUGCCAGGCUGGCGACUUCACCAACCACAACGGCACCGGCGGCAAAUCCAUCUACGGGAAGAAGUUUGAUGAUGAAAACUUCAUUCUUAAGCACACAGGGCCAGGGCUGUUAUCCAUGGCAAACUCUGGCCCAAACACCAAUGGUUCCCAGUUCUUCAUCACUUGUGAUAAAACAGACUGGCUAGAUGGGAAGCACGUGGUGUUCGGGGAGGUGACGGAGGGAAUGGACGUGGUGCGGGAGAUCGAGGCUCAGGGCACCAAGGAUGGGAAACCGAAGCAGAAGGUGAUUAUCUCAGACUGUGGGGAGUGCCCGUGAGCUCGGCU
This is a messenger RNA of Chaetura pelagica (chimney swift), 736 nucleotides long. It is a transcript of the gene PPIE, whose product is annotated as peptidylprolyl isomerase E (cyclophilin E). Gene Ontology annotation, biological process: protein folding; protein peptidyl-prolyl isomerization. The transcript has 7 exons. Gene Ontology annotation, molecular function: peptidyl-prolyl cis-trans isomerase activity. Gene Ontology annotation, cellular component: intracellular membrane-bounded organelle. NCBI's taxonomy places the organism in Eukaryota, Metazoa, Chordata, Aves, Apodiformes, Apodidae. The coding region runs from base 21 to 728 and encodes 235 amino acids. The record is from RefSeq and is a predicted model, not a curated record.